AUGAACUCCACAGCAUCACUUGACAUGGAGAGUGUCAACCGCUGCCUCAAUGAUCGGUCUUUAAACUCAGCAUUACUCACAGACAGUGGACAUGAUGCUAAAAGUGAAGAUCCUAAUAUGGAGAUGUCAGAUUCCAGCCCACUGUUUGAUCGAACCAAAAAAAUGUUUACAACUAACCCCAACUACACAGUAACUUGUACAGUCAACAUUGCACUAGCUGUCCUUAAAGACCAAGAAGAGAAUGUGGAGUAUUCAACUACGUCUGAGAAAGAGAAAAGGAAAAAAGGGCCAAAGAGAGAACCAUACAGUGAGGUAUUGGAGGCCCCCAGAGCCGAGAGCUAUUAUUGCAUUGAGUACAAUAUGCUUCCUGAUGACCCUGAGCCGACCAGAGUGGAUCUAGUGAUGUUUGGCUUAGCAGCUAAAGUCUACAUGCAGUAUGAGACUAAGGUGCUGAAGCCUUGGCGAGAAGGAAACAAGAUGUGGGUGGGUUGGUCUCAGACUUUGAAGCUCAACGUGACCAGAGAGCUCCUCAUUAAAAUGGCCACCCAUAAGAUUAUGGUUAGAGUGUGGGACAGCAAUGAUAAGGUGUCCUUCAAAGCCAGGAAUGACAGACCCAAAGCCUUCAGACUGCCACAGGAGCCAAAUCAAAUGGGUGGCAUUAUGAAGAUGGUUUGUAAGCUGAGAGCUACCUUUGAGAGGGACAAUCUGAGAACGAAGACAUCUAAAAAACACCAGAGAGAUCCAGAACCAACUGAUGAUAGGAAGCUCUCUGAGCUAAGCUGUGCCACAGUCACUAUUAAGGGUGGCUUUGCAAAAGAAAAGAAGACACUCUAUCAGAAACCCAUCCAGGACAACGCAGUACUUUUGGAGGUCACACCAAAAAAGGAGGUCGCUUCAUUGGAACUUUCUUUCGCUUCUCUACUUGCAGGGAGCACGACACUCACUGACUGCCUGGGAUUUUGCUCUGGUGGAGUAAAUGAAGGAUUCUGGAAUGUCACUCUGGACCAGCCGCUUUUAUCUGAGCAGCUAAAGGCUGAGCUUAACCCACUGGUCAUCACUAUUUUAUCUGCUUCAUCUCUGCCAUCCUCUCCUGUCCCUUUUCAUAUACUUAAGGCAACAUGUCUUCCUGUCUACUGCCAGUACAAGUUCCACAACAUGCCUGUUUACAGAACUAAAGGCCACGAUCACAAUGCAGAUAUCUACUUCAAGGAUGUGAAUGUCAUUUUUACUGGUCUACUAAGCCCUGGAAAGCUGCGUGAGUAUCUCACAGGCCCACCUUUGGAGAUCGAAGUCCACGAUCGAGACAGGAAAACUGAAAAACCCUCAAAAAUUCCAGCCGUAUUCGGCACUGAACCCAAUGAUGACAAACUAGGAGUUGUGGAUCUAGGUAUCACCAAACGGACAACUACACUCCAAAACCCAUACGGCAUAGCAAAGCUGGAUCUGUUAGAUCUCCUUCAAGGACAGAAAUAUUUGAAGCAGAGAUUGCCAAUUAGGCAUUCAAAUAUUCAGCAAAGUGAACUGGAGAGAACAAUGCUUCAGACUAGCUCCUUUGAGGUUCCUUUAGAUACCUCAAUGUCCAUGGGCCGUUAUCUUGAGGCUGACUCCCAACUAAAAGUUCAGGUGGAGAUAGCGUAUCCCCUACAUUCUGGGAGUGGAAACAGUGAAGGAGAUUGCCCAUUUUGUCGCAUCAUUUAUGUUUUCAAGUAUAAUAAUACUCCUGUCUUAGCCAAACUGACAUCUGAAAUUCUGCAAAUCAAUGCGGAAGCCUUCCAACUGGAUUGUUAUCCAAUUGAAACAAUUCAGAGAGUCCUGUCUGGUCAUAAAAUGAGUGCCAAAGAAAGAGAGAAAAAAACCCUGAAUGUUCUCACUGGAUUUCAUCUGAUGGACAAGGCUGUACAUCUUUUUGUUCUGGAAGGAUUGAAGGAUCAAGCUGUCAAAAGACUGUGGACCUCAAUGCCGAUGAAGUUGAAUGGAGAUGAGGAAGAAAAGGUGACUGUUUUAUAUAACUCAAGCUUGAGUUUCUCAGAACGAUUGUAUGACACGCUUGAUGUAGGUCUGAGUCCGAUUUGCCUUCUGAAGCCAUUGGAGAACAUCAUUAAGGAACCUCUGGUGUUUAUCAGAAAUGUAGUCCAUCACGACUGCCUCGAAGCCAUGAAUCGUAUAAGCCAGCUCUGCCAAGUCAAGAGGCUUAAAGACGCAGUACACCGCAACCUGUUCCCAUCAACUGACAUGAUUCUUAGUUUGACCAAAGAAUUUGGAUUGGAUCUUGGGAGAGGAGAGCUAAGGUUGGUGACAGAAACAGAGGAAGCUCAGGACAUAGCCAAUAAUAACUAUGUCACAAAGACAACAAGCAAACCUCUUGCUAGCUUCAACAGAGAGUAUUUCCAAAGGAAACAGCAGCAGUGUAACAACGUGAAAGACUUCAUUCAGGCAAAUAUUGAAGAUAUCCACAGGGCAAGUAGUGCCUUACAAAAAUCGACGGCAAAUAUGCUUGUGGGCAAUGUUGCUGAUGGACAGGCUGUUAAUUCCUACAACUUUCAAAUGAUGAAGUCCACAGCUCAGAGUAGAGAACUACUUUACAGAGAACUGGCAAAGGACUCCAUUUGCAUUCACUUCACUUACCCUGGUUUCAAGAGCAGUUUUGAAUCUAACCAGCACUCAAAGCGACCAGACGAUGCUCGUAUAGAGGAGCUGAGAAAGCCUUGGAGAGAAAAUAUUCUUCAUGGGAACAAACUUAGGCCAAUCCUGUCUAGAUCCAGACUGCCAUGGAAUCAGAGAAAUCAGGAUUUUGACCUUUACUCCAAGCCACCAUUACUGUUUGGACCAGACCUGCCCCAAAGCAUCCAUUUGGCUGGAGAGACUCAGUUUCAGUCUGAACCUGUUCAGUACAACAGGCAGCUUAAGAAGAAGAUGCUUGAUGAGACUUCUCAAGAAAGUGGAAGAGUUCCUGAGUUUAAAUGUCACAUGAAGAGAGCGGGCCUGGAUAAACUACAAGACAUACUUAAGGACAAGCCCAUGAAAUAUUCUCUAAAGAGGCCAGGGAUGACUUUAAAGCCCAUUCCAGCUAUUUCUGUGGUCCAGCAAACCAAGUCGACCGGCUCAGCAAAGAGAGAAGCCAAUAUUCCAUUCACUCCUGGACACUUUCAGAACCACAAAUUGAGCUGGGACAAAAACGCUGUCCCAAGACACUCACCCCAAUACAACAAGUUCCACCUUAGAGAUGACUGGAGGCCACAUUCAUUUUAGCACAAUCGAUGUGCUUUGCCACUUACAGAUGAAGAGAAAAUUCCACAGACACCUACAGUACAUUAACUGCAACCAGCAAAG
This is a messenger RNA of Myxocyprinus asiaticus (Chinese sucker), 3330 nucleotides long. RefSeq names its product cilia and flagella associated protein 92 (putative) (gene cfap92). The record is from RefSeq and is a predicted model, not a curated record. Bases 1 to 3249 code for a protein of 1082 amino acids. NCBI's taxonomy places the organism in Eukaryota, Metazoa, Chordata, Actinopteri, Cypriniformes, Catostomidae. The transcript has 15 exons.